Molecule: messenger RNA, 485 nt
Organism: Phlebotomus argentipes
Lineage: Eukaryota; Metazoa; Arthropoda; Insecta; Diptera; Psychodidae
Product: myb-like protein M
Exons: 2
Coding region: 5-316 (103 amino acids)
Source: RefSeq, a predicted model, not a curated record
CUCCAUGUCCACCAACACCUUGUCCUCCCUGUACAACCACAACGACAACUACCACGACUACUACCACAACCACUACCACAACCACAACUACAACCACUACUACCACAACUACUACCACAACGACGACGACGACAACAACCACCUGUCCUCCCUGUCCACCAACCCCAUGCCCUCCAUGUCCACCACCACCUUGUACUCCCUGUCCACCACCACCUUGUACUCCCUGUCCACCAACACCGUGUCCUCCUUGCACAACCCCGUGCCCUCCGUGCACAACCCCGUGCCCUCCGUGCACAACCACGUGUCCACCAUGUGAGACCACAACGUGCCCUCCCUGUCCGUCCCUCGUCUGUACAGCUGACCACAUGGGCAUGCAAUGGCCAGGAAGCAGACCCGAGACCUUCUUCGUGUGCCACACAAUCGGCUUGCCAGGUAUUGAGAUGACUUGUCCAGCGGGAACCGUCUUCCAGUUCCAGGUUCAGAAC